AUGACGCCUAAGCAGAGAUCCGUACACGGACCGACAAGAGGAGGGAGACGGCCGAGUGGCCUCACACGAGCCGAGGCGUCGACUAGAAGGAGUUCUGGCGCUGUAUCCAGCAAGGCACCGAGACGACGAAGCGACAUCAAACCUGGGGACCCCAUCCAGCAUGGGAAGAAACGACGAUACAAGCCGGGUACUGUGGCGCUCAAGGAGAUCCGACGAUACCAGAGGAGCACGGAUUUACUAAUGCGCAAGCUGCCCUUUGCACGGCUGGUGCGAGAGAUCGCUAUGGAGCUCACACAGUCAGAAGAUACAAUAUUGCGAUGGCAAUCACAAGCAAUACAAGCAUUGCAAGAAGCCUCCGAGGCCUUCCUGGUGCACUUGUUCGAAGACACGAACCUAUGUGCCAUACACGCCAAACGCGUAACCAUAAUGCAGAAGGAUAUCCAGCUGGCAAGGAGGAUACGCGGGGCUUGGGGUGGUCUGGGCUAA
Verruconis gallopava is the source of this 486-nucleotide messenger RNA. Its product is annotated as histone H3-like centromeric protein cnp1. Lineage: Eukaryota; Fungi; Ascomycota; Dothideomycetes; Venturiales; Sympoventuriaceae. The coding region runs from base 1 to 486 and encodes 161 amino acids. The record is from RefSeq and is a predicted model, not a curated record. The transcript has 3 exons. Gene Ontology annotation, molecular function: protein heterodimerization activity; DNA binding; structural constituent of chromatin. Gene Ontology annotation, cellular component: nucleosome.